Molecule: messenger RNA, 1926 nt
Organism: Protobothrops mucrosquamatus (brown spotted pit viper)
Lineage: Eukaryota; Metazoa; Chordata; Lepidosauria; Squamata; Viperidae
Gene: WIPI1
Product: WD repeat domain, phosphoinositide interacting 1
Exons: 11
Coding region: 157-1227 (356 amino acids)
Biological process (GO): autophagy of mitochondrion; nucleophagy; protein localization to phagophore assembly site
Cellular component (GO): phagophore assembly site membrane; cytosol; extrinsic component of membrane
Molecular function (GO): protein binding; phosphatidylinositol-3,5-bisphosphate binding; phosphatidylinositol-3-phosphate binding
Source: RefSeq, a predicted model, not a curated record
AUUGGAACCAAAACUGGAUACAGACUUUUUUCUCUGAGUUCUGUGGAACAGUUGGAUCAGGUCCAUGAAAGCAAUGAAAUCCCAGAUGUUUUCAUUGUGGAGCGCCUCUUCUCCAGCAGUCUGGUGGUGGUGGUGAGUCGGGCGAAGCCGCAACAGAUGAAUGUCUAUCAUUUCAAGAAAGGGACAGAAAUCUGCAACUACAGCUAUUCUAGCAAUAUCCUUUCCAUUCGGCUCAACCGUCAGAGACUGAUUGUUUGCUUGGAAGAAUCUAUUUAUAUUCAUAACAUUAAAGACAUGAAGCUUCUGAAAACAAUCCUGAACACCCCUCCUAACACCACAGGUUUAUGCGCACUUUCUAUCAACCAUUCCAACUCCUACGUGGCAUAUCCUGGUAGUCCUGUUGUCGGCGAGAUUGUGUUGUAUGAUGGAAACUAUUUGAGAGAUGUUUGUUCUAUUUCUGCCCAUGAAGGACCCCUCGCAGCCUUGGCUUUCAACUCUACAGGUUCAAAACUAGCAAGUGCUUCUGAAAAGGGAACCGUCUUUCGUGUUUUUUCCAUCCCUGAAGGACAAAAGCUGUAUGAAUUCAGGAGAGGAAUGAAGAGGUAUGUGAACAUCAGCUCCCUUGUGUUCAGUAUGGAUUCCCAGUUCUUGUGUGCAUCAAGCAAUACUGAGACAGUGCAUAUCUUUAAGUUGGAGCAUCUCACCGACAGUCGGCCAGAAGAACCUCCCUCCUGGAGUGGCUACAUGGGCAAGAUGUUCAUGGCUGCCACCAACUACCUCCCUUCUCAAGUAUCAGGCAUGAUGAGCCAAGACCGGGCCUUUGCUACCGUGCGCCUGAACUUUUCUGGACAAAGGAACAUCUGUGUGCUGUCCACGAUCCAAAAGUUGCCUCGGCUCUUAGUUACAACAUCUGGUGGACAUCUUUACAUCUACAACCUGGAUCCCCAAGAUGGUGGAGAAUGUGUUUUAAUUAAGAAGCACAGCUUGCUUGACUUGGUAAAGCCAGAAGAGAACAAAGAAAAUGAUCUCCUGUCUCCAGCAACUCAAACCUAUGCUGCUACCGUAGCUAGGCAGACUUCAGUGCCUUCCCCUUCUAUGAUGCCAGGUUACUCGGAAGAUGGGGGAGCCCUUCGAGGAGAGAUAAUACCUGAGCAUGAAUUUGCUACUGGGCCAGUAUGCCUGGAUGACGAAAAUGAAUUUCCACCUGUGAGCAUUAGGAAUACUUAAAACAGCAUUGUGAAAUUCGUGCUGAGAAGAAAAGCUUAAAUCUUUUCUUCCGGGCGAUCUGUCCCUUCCUCUCCUGCCUGGUAGCCAUCUCUGUGUGGGGUGUGUGACUCCCACCAUGGGCUUUUGGAGUGAGGCCUACAAACCUGUUUUCCAAGUAUAUUUCUAAUAGUGAAUCCAAAUUACACAAGGCUCUGGGCUGCCAGUUAAAGGGAGGGCUGAGUUCCAUGCCUUUCAAAGUUCAAACCAUGCGGCAGCAUCAGGUACUUCUAGGCCACAUCUGGCAUCCUUACAAAGUCCUUACAAAACUAUCCUUCCAAGAUAACGAUGUCUUCAGGGUUUAGUUCAGAUCUGAGAAUGCAUUUUGGUUGCCAAAGCGGCUCUUUGACCCACUUGUUGCUUUCCAAGAGGCUCCAAACAAGCCCAGAAAAGGAGAGAAACUUAACAAGGGGCUGCUGUUUCAAAAAUUUGAAAGGAAGGCUUGUAUUUUCCAUUUGAUUCCUCUUGCCUUAUCUUCUACAUCCCGUGGUUCUUUGAUUGAUGGAUGCAGCAUCAAGGUUGCCCUUUGCCCUACUCUUUCUCCAUAGUGGGUGGAGGAUAUUUGUAGCAAGAUCAGGGGAAAGAUGUCACCAGCAUCACUUGUGUAGUUGCAGUGGUUGGGGAUUUUACUGCCAUGCCUGGGCUACUGGAGAAGAGGCUACC